This is a messenger RNA of Paramecium octaurelia, 3260 nucleotides long. The record is from the annotation of a GenBank genome assembly. NCBI's taxonomy places the organism in Eukaryota, Ciliophora, Oligohymenophorea, Peniculida, Parameciidae.
AUGAGAUUUUCUUGUUCAUUUCUGUAUUCUGGUUAUGAUUUGAAUUGGAAUUCAGUUUUGGGAGUGCUGUUUAGACUCAGUGAUUGCACAGGAAACUAAUUUUAUUAAAUGUUAAUUAGAAAAUAGUUACUAAAGUAAGUCAAAGAUCAAGAAGUUGUUGAUUAUAAUCCAUCGCAUAGGAUUAGUUAGACUUUACAAUAUAAGAAUAGCGAAUCAAUACAGGAGGAGGAAGAACACUCCUCUUUGUCUUAGAUUUGUUAUUUGAAGCCAGUCUUUUUAUAGACCUGCCCCUAACAACCAAUUGACAUUUAGAGUAGUGAAGAUUACAAGGUCCCAACGAUAACAAAUAUUGCAUCGCAUAAGAGUUCUGACAAGUAUCAUUAAAAAUCGGAGUCAAAGAAAUUAGUUAGAAUCCAUAAUGAUAGUUCGCUAAUAUGUUCUUCGUCUGGAUUCCAAUCGCAAUUGCUUUCAGAUUACAAGAAGAAGCUGAUGAUUGAUUAAGGGAGAGUGAAGAUCAUAGUAAAUUAGAUAAAAUAAAAGUUAUUGAAUUCUAUUCAUUAUUCGAAAUAUAAUGAUCCCCUCGUAACAUAAGAGCGAGAUGAUGGUAUUCGAUUUAAAAUAAUAUAAGUUUCUCCAUUGAGAUAUUAUUAUUUUACAAUGUAUGUGUUUAUCUCUGUGAUUAUUUCCAAUUUACUAACCAUAAUAUUUAUACCUAUUACAAUUGUUUUUGAUGGUCCUGAGAUCAUUUGGUAAGUGGCCUUUGGUGUCAAGAUGUGGACGCUCUUGUAGGAUUUGUAUUUUCAAAGAGGCCCUUACAAACUGCUGCGAGGAAAGUUGAUUACGAAUUUCAAGGAAUAGAAUAGAAUAUAUUUGGACUCAUUUCGAACUAUUUCUAGUGCGGCUAUCUUGCUUUUUAAGUUCAAUAGUGAAAUGACUUUGAUGACAUUGAUUUUGUUGUUGGUUAUUUCAGAUUUGAUUAGAACCUUGGAAGUAUUUGAAAAUAUUUACAGAUCGACUCAUUAUAUAAUAUUUACUGUCCAAUUAUGGAUUGCAAUAGUAGUGAUGUGCACCUGUUUUUUGAAAAGUACUUUUAUAAGUGUAUUAAGAGUGUUUAACGAGGAGGAAUACUCCCUAAGAUUUUAUCUGGCGUAUUCAAUAUCUCUGAUCACUUAAACCUCAAAUAUAUGUAUGAAAUCAUAAAGUAAUUUGAGCCAUGGAGAUUACUGAAUAGAAUUCGAUAAUAAUUUCAGUGUUCAUGUUGAUCUCCUACUUGUGUUAUGCAUACACACUCAUACUGUUGUUUGUGUGGAUCAAACCAGGAAUUGAGAUUCAAGAGGAAAAGCAAAAAUUGUUGAAAGGAUUUGUGGAAUUGUUUUAGGAGAAAUGCAGAGAUUAAGAUUUGUUGAGGAGGUGUUACUCCUAUUUAGAUUUUAGAAUCGAUGUAAACUAUACGAUACAUAAUAUACAAAUUAGGAAGAUCUAGGGAGAUCGAAGGAUCAAUUGACAAAAAAGUUGAGUCCUGCAUUGUAAGAUGAAAUCGAAUUAUCCUUGAGAACCAGGAUGAUUGAUAAAAUAGAAUUGAUGAACAGGUUCUCCCCUCAAUUCAAAUAGUAAUUGCUGUAUGCCAUUGAAUAAGUGACAUUCAAUCCAGAGGACAAUAUCAUUAUAGUAAAAUGAUUGCAAUAUGAUUAGGAACACUAAAGCGAAGAUUUGGGAUUGUAUUACAUUCUCAAAGGAGAAGUCAAGGUGCAAUUCCAAGGAUCCUCUCUUGCAAACAAUAAAAGAUCAGUCACUCGUCUGAAGGAAGGCUAGGCAUUUGGAUAGUACUCUUUUAUUUCUGGAGUCCCAUCGAACAUCAGCAUAUUCAGUUGUGGAGUCACAACUCUAAUGAAGCUUAAGCGAUCAGAAUUCUUGGAGAUCAUCUCAAAUUUCCCUUAAGACAAUGAACUAUUUUGUAUGAUGAAAGACAACUCAUGUUACAAUCAACAUUUGUUUGAUUGCUAUUAUUGCAAAAUAAAAGGUCAUUAUAUUCUAGAGUGCAAUCACAUCCAGUAUUUCCCAUAAAGACAAAAUGUUAUUGAGAAACAUUUAUACAGUAUUAAAUAGGUUCGCCAAACGUUUACAAGGAAAAGCAAUAAAUACUUAACUUUGAAAAAUCUUGUGUAAUAUCAAGACAAAGCUAAAUAGGUGAUUAAUAAGUAAAGUCAGGACAUUAUGUCAGAGGAUCUGCCUGAAGCAUCGUAGUUACCUUAUUCAGAAAGUAUGUCUCUAGAUGUAAUUAGAUUAAACAUAUUCCGUAAGUUAUGUUAGCAAUUCGAUGGCAUAUCAAAAGGCAAGUCAGGAUUAACAGGUUUCCAAUAGUAAUGUAAAUGUGGAUAGUUUGGAAUAAUUGAACUAUGAACAAGAAUAAUAGGAAGCCAUACAACCGCCGAUAUUGGAUUCUUCAAUUAAACGAGGACGUCAAAACUCAAAUAAAACAUCUCAUCGCACUGCUGGCUUCGUUGGGAAUCCUUAGAGUCAAAAUUACUCGACUUUGGACAAGGAUGAAAAAGAAAUCCUAUAGCAAUUGCAAGAAGGAUAGAAAAACGAUUUAAUAAACUAAAAAUAACCUUUUAUUUAAACAGCCAAUAGGAUUGGUCCUAAUAAAUUGACAUUCCAGUUUCAAAAGGAAAUUGCAUCUUAGACAGCUAAUAAGUAAGAGAUUAUUCGAUAGGAUUUCAUCCAAUAAUUCUCAUAUGGUAAUUUGAAACAAUCUCUAAGAUAACCAACAAAUAGAUCUCAUACAUUUACUAAUUCAUAUUCUAAGGAUAUCUCAAAUUAUCCAUCUUCCAAUUCUAGACAAAACAAAUCCUUGAGAUUGUCUAGUCAGACUAAGGACAAUGGCAAAAAGACGAACAGUGCCAAUACUCAAUCUGAUGAGAAUAAAUUCAAAUAAAAGAGCCAAAGAACUGGAACUAAAUAAAGCAAUUUAGCCUUGCAAUCGUAAUUCUAAGCUAUUACUUCUCCAGAUGUAAUUGUACAUGAAAUUUUAGAAUCAAGGAUAUUUCAUAAACGAUGUCAUUUUCAACAAAUUUGAAAAAAUGAAAAGCUAUAUGAUCUACUAUCCACAUAACAAUUAUGAUCGAGUCAUCCUUAGAUAGCAAAGCUUUUAAACAGGUGCCAGCAGUAACAAACGCAAAAGGCUGUUUGUCUCCCCUUAUUCCAUAAAAUGUUUUGUAGUCUCUAAGAUUCGCAGAGUAUAGAAACUAAUCAAACCAUGA